AUGCCAUGGACAAUGAACCUGAACUGCCCUGUGUUUCACGGAGGAAACGACAACCCAGUAGACUAUCUCUGCCUCGCGGAGCUUUACUUCAAGUACCUCAAGACUCCCGAGUUGAACAAAGUGGAGAUUGCGUCCCUUCACUUACAGAGUGCAUCGAUAAGCAACCAUAAGCAAACGGGAUCAGUGAAAGAGUACACAAGAGAGUUCCUGAGGCUAUACUCUGUCUUGGAAGGGAAAAAAAAAAGGCCGAUCGGCUAUACUCCACGACGCUUGCACUCGCAGGGGACGGAGCUUUUUCUCGCAGUCACUGCUUCGUCCUCUGGGUUCGGCGCCCGCCUAGCCGCCUAG
This is a messenger RNA of Prunus armeniaca (apricot), 348 nucleotides long. Lineage: Eukaryota; Viridiplantae; Streptophyta; Magnoliopsida; Rosales; Rosaceae. The record is from the annotation of a GenBank genome assembly.